UCCACUUCGCUUGUUUAUUAGUGAACUCCUGAAGCAAGUUUCGGCCAUCUCGCUCUGUCUCGGUGCGCGUCUAAAUCCCUAGCCGGAGGACGAGCGGAGGAGAUGACAAUCGACGACGAGAACUCCAUCUACGUCGGGGGCCUUCCCUACGACAUCACCGAAGACGCCCUCCGCCGCGCCUUCGAUCUCUACGGCGCCGUUGUCGCCGUCAAGAUAAUCAAUGAUCGAGAAGUUGGAGGAAAAUGUUAUGGCUUUGUUACCUUCACUAAUCCUAGGUCUGCUGUUGAUGCUAUAAUGGACAUGAAUGGCAGGACCAUUGGUGGAAGAGUUGUACGAGUAAAUGAAGUCCGAACAAGAGGUGCAAGGCCGAAUUUCCAUCGUGAAAAUUUCCGUCGGGAUCCUGUGAAGGACAGUGACUGGGAUAGGGGCCGUGAUAGGGAAAGAGAUUACAUCCGUGAUAGAGACCGCUACAGAGAUAGAAAUAACGACCGAUCUCAGGAUCGAGACAGGGAAAGAGAAAGAGAUUAUGAGCGUGGACAUGACUUUGAUCGAGUGAGAGACUAUACUUCAGAACGAAGUCGAGAUAGAGAGGAUCAUGAUCAAGAGCAUAUGCGGGAUCAUGAUCAUGAUCGGGAAAGGGAACACAACACAGACAUUGAAAAUGAUAGGGAAAUUGAUAGAGCAAAAGAUCAUGAUGGAAGUAGAGACAAGGAGCAACUACUGAGAAAUAGGCUUGGUGCGCGUUUUAAUGGCCGUCAAAGCAGAGAAUUGUCAUCAGAUUCCAGUGAUGAUUUUCAUGACCAGGUGAAAGAACAAUUGGAGAUAUCCAUUCAGCGACGUGAGGAUCUCCAAAAGGAGCUUUGUUUGAUUGAAGAGAAGAUUGAAGUCAAGCAACAACUUAUUUCAGAUCUAGAGAAGAAAUCCCAGAAAUUAGAGGAUGCAUUGGCAGCUGCAAGGAAACUCUCCUUUCAACGACAGUCAAUGCUAACCAAGGUGCACAGAUGCUUUCUUCAGACACAAGACUAUGCUCAAAAGCUGAAAAGCUCUGAACAGGAACUCCAGGCUCUUGUGGACACGGCAAUGGGUGAAGUUGACGGUGGUGCAAGAGAUGGCCAGUUCUGAAAACCCAACCAGUUAGGCUUUCUGUAAAUCCUUGAGAAGGAUUAUUUUGUAAUUGAACUUAGAAGUAUAAAAUGCCUGUCAUGUUCUUAAUGCAAAAGAAAUUUUGGUAGAACAGAUGGAUCAGUUUAUUCAAAUGGCCGGGCAUGAUGAUCCCAUGCAGUUGGGCUUUUCUUAAACCUCGUUAAAGGGUUUGUUUUGUAACGGAGUUUCAGAGUAUGAAAUACCUUCCGUCUUCUUGAA
Molecule: messenger RNA, 1362 nt
Organism: Elaeis guineensis (African oil palm)
Lineage: Eukaryota; Viridiplantae; Streptophyta; Magnoliopsida; Arecales; Arecaceae
Cellular component (GO): mitochondrion; nucleus
Molecular function (GO): RNA binding
Source: RefSeq, a predicted model, not a curated record